GGAGAUUUUGCGCCUCUAGCGGGAAGAUAGUUUCUUGCAUCACCGACUGAUCUCAAAUUGAUGACGUGGUGCGGUUCGUCGACCGGACGAUAAGGAUGGCCGACCAGAGCAGGCAAAUCAAACUCGCCGCAGCCAAGAAAAAGCUGAAGGAGUUUCAGCAGAAGAGUUCUCCUGCCAGUGGAGGAGAAGGAGGACCAGGGCCCAAGAAGACAAGGAAGGUAAAGGGAGGGAGCCAGCCAGACACGCCCUCAGCUGACCGACACUCUCCAGACAAUAUUCAGAGUAUUCUGAAAGGUCUUAGUCAGACCAAUGGAUUAACUCUGCCUGCCUAUGGCAAAAGCCAGACCCACGUCCAUGGGGAGGUGAGGGGGUCCCCAGUUACCCAGCUACUGGAGGACCCAAACGGAGAGACCGGCCGCGGCUCUCCUGUGUCUAACCCUGCUAGCUCUGCUACUAACCCUGAGUGUGCAAGCCAAUCCCACAACACUGACCUGCAGCAGAACUGCCCCCAUGACGGUAAUGAAAACCAUGCGGAUGAGAAUAGACCCCUGUCGUCCACAGAGAGCCUGCGGCAGCUCUCACAGCAGCUCAACGGUCUUCUCUCUGGGUCAUCCACCACCUAUAUAAAUGGAGACAGUGCUCCCUCGCCAGCCAAUGAAAAAGACCUGGAGAGUCGAAACCAGGAGCUGGCAGCCGCACUGGACUCCAGCAACCUAACAAACAAUCAGCUCAAUACCAAGCUAGACCGGCUGACCGAGCAAUCUCAGGAGCUCACAGAUCAGCUGCAAAAGGAGCGAAGAGAGUUUGAACAGAAGUGUGUGAAGGAGCAAGGAGCAAUGCGGGAACAGCUACAGGUCCACAUUCAGACCAUCGGCAUCCUGGUGUCAGAGAAAUCAGAGCUGCAGACCGCUCUGUCGUACACACAGCAGGCUGCCCGCCAGAAAACAGGGGAGGCUGAGGAGCUGAGUAACCGUCUCCAGGCCACCAAACAGAGAGUCUCUGAGCUGGAAAGAACCCUGUCCUCUGUCUCCACACAACAGAAACAGUUUGACAAGCAUAACAAAGAGCUAGAGAAAGAGAGAGACAACCUGAGGCUAGAGGUGUACAGACUAAAUAGUGUGAGUGAGGAGYGGAGGCAGCAGAGUUCAGAGCUGUCAGAGCAGCUCAAGCUGAGGGUGAGRGAGAACAGCGCUAUGAGACUGGACCUGGACGAGCUGCGCAAGAGACUGGAGAUGACUGACGACAUGCUGCAACAGUUUUCUAGUCAGUCAGGGCCUCCCAGUGCCAACCAGCAGAUGCACUUACUACUGGAGGAGAAACUACAGAUUGAGGCACACACUGCUCAGUUAAUGGAGUCGGUGGCCCAGCUGCAGACAGAGAGAGACCGCUACGCUGAGCAGAUCCAGGAGGAGGGACAAGUUUGGAAGGACAAGACGGAGCAGCUGCUCUCUCAGGUGACACUAGUAGCAGAGGAGAGAGACAGGAGCAUCAGUCAGAUCCAGGAGCUUGAAGCCCACAUCACAGACCUGAAGCACYCUGCAGCCCUUUUGUCCCAGGAGAGAGGGGCCCAGGCGAAGCCCCAGCCCUCAGGGCCCUCGGAGAGUGAAUUGGCCCUCCAGGAGGCCCUCGGCAGCCUGCAGCAGGAGAGAGACUCGCUCAACUCACAGUUCCAAGCCCAGCUGCGUGACAACGAGCAGCUGAGUCGCAUGUGCUCGGAGCAGGAGUCCCGUCUCUCGGAGCUGGAGCGCCAUGCGGAGCUCGGGGCUGAGGAUGCAGAGGACCGCAGGCGCAUGCUGGAUGACGUGCAGAGUGACAAGGCCACCAUCAGCCGCGCCCUGGCCCAGAACCGCACCCUUAAAGACCAACUGGCUGAGCUGCAGAACGGCUUCGUCAAACUGACCAAUGAGAACAUGGAGCUGACCACUGCUCUGCAGUCAGAGCAUCACGUCAAGAAGGAGCUGGGACGCAGGAUGGGACAACUACAGGAGGACCUGCACAAUGUCAAGGAGCAGUUGGAUUUGAAGUCGCAGGAGUACCAGGCACUGCUGGAGCAGCGGGACCAGGUAGUGGCCAACCUACAGCAGUACUCUGCAGGCUAUACAGCCCUGGCUUCAGAGCGAGAGCAGCUCCACAGACAGUACCUGCAGCAGAGCCAGCUGAUGGACCGGCUGCAGCAUGACGAGACCCAGGGAAGGGUUCAGUUGGAGAUGAGCCACAAACAGCUGGAGCAAUACCAGGAGAGGCUGGAGCAGUUGUCCAGAGAUAACGAGCAGUUGAAGGCUGAAGUCACAGAGCUGCUCAACAGCUCAGCCCUGGCCACACUCCCCAGAAACCAGGGAGACGGAGUGGAGAGCCAAUCCCUGCCAGAGAGCCCACAGAAGUCCUCGAUCGCUAUCCCAGAAGACUUUGAGAGCCGCGAGGAGAUGGAGGAGUUUGUGCGCGGUGCGGUGGCGCGUGUGGAGGCAGAGCGAGACGAGGUGAGGAGCAGACUGGAGGAGGAGAGGAGACUGCACUUCGCUGCCAGACACCAGUCUGCAGCACUCAGCAUAGAGCGCCACAGUCAUGACCACGACCACGGUCAGUGCCACGGUCACAGCCAUGAUGACCACAGUCACCUUGAACAUACAGUCUCAGGUUCAGAGGGUGUAGCAGUGGAGGUACAUGAGGCCUUGUAUAUUGCCAUGGAGAGGCUGCAGCAGCGCUUCACCUCUCUGAUGCAGGAGAAGGCUGACCUGAAGGAGAGGGUAGAAGAGCUGGAACACCGCUGUAUACAGCUGUCUGGAGAGACUGAUACUAUUGGAGAGUACAUCACCCUUUACCAGAACCAGAGAGCCAUCAUGAAGCAGAAACACAUGGAGAAGGAGCAGUACAUCAGUAUGUUGGCCCAGGACAAAGAGGAGAUGAAGGCCAAACUGGCAGAGCUGCAGGACCUGGUGAUGAGGUUGGUAGGCGAGAGGAACGAGUGGUACAGCCGCUAUACUGGGGCGCUGGCUAGCGCUGCGGCUAACCCUGACCUGCUGCCAGCCGGAGAGGAGCAGGUCCAGGCUCACCACGCACACAGACGCAUGGAGCUCAACGCUGUGGAUGGACAAGAGUCUGCGGAUGUAAGUUCAGCCGUGAAGCCCGACUCCACCGACCCCCCUCACGGUGGCCCGUCAGACCAGGGCCAGGGGCUCCCCCCAGACUCCCAGGCUCUGAUGAGGCCCCAAGAGGACGGCACGACCAGGCAGAUCAUGCAGCUGCUCCAGGAGAUCCAAAACCCCCAGGGGCCCCGCUCCGUGCCCUUCCUGGGGGACAACCCCUGCGUCCCGUUCUUUUACCGGCCCGACGAGCAGGACGAAGUCAAGAUCCUGGUGGUCUGAUGAUGAUGAUGAGACUAUGGAGCUAACUGGCAAUGUUGGAGGAUCUGUGAACACGCACACCAUUCCACCACGUCACACUCCACUUAGGUCAUCUAGGAUGUACACGUACACACAGUUCUGGGUAUACUGUCUCUCACACACAUGCACACUCACUUUCUCUACUUUCUGGGAGAGGUUGUUUCCUCCUUCUUUCUCACUCUUCCUUUUGAGUCCUUGGCUGGUCUUGCAUGCCGUUUUCUUUUUUCAUUGCACUAACAGAGUGACUUAAGGAUGUGAACUCCUUGUGUAAGUGUGUGUGGUGGCCUUCCUCUCCUCGUCCACCUCUUCCUCCUCCUUCACAACCUCCUUACUUGCAGUGUGAAUGUUUGUCCGCUUUUUCUGUCUCUUUUAAUUGGUAUUUAAUACCGUUAGAUGAUUGGGAAGUAUUCCACCGGAUGCUAUUGAGAUUCUUCCUGUGAUUCUCUUGAUGGAGAGAUGUUUAUUCCUGCACAUUGAUCCCUCCUCUGUUCACUAUCUUCUGUCUCUCUCCCCUUCUCUGCCAUUUGAACCAUAGGCGCAAUAAAGUAUCUCUGUCCCUCAGUCAUUGUCUAUUACAGGAGAAAUGUAAGGCUUUGAGUGAGACGUUAGCGGCAACAAUGGAAUACAUGGAACGGUAUCAAACACACAAAACGCAUGGAAACCACAUGUUUGACUCCAUUCCAUUGAUUCAAUUUCAGCUCUUACAAUGAGCCCGUCCUCCUAUAGCUCCUCCCACCAUCCUCCACUGGUACCUUUAUGUUAAGGCACUAACUGGAUCCCCAUUCACAAUGUGUCUGACUCUGGAGGAGAACUGGGCUAGUCUGUGUUUGGUAGGAGAGACAGACAUGGCUUGGUUUUGUGUCUGACUCUGGAGCAGAACUGGGCUAGUCUGUGUUUGGUAGG
Messenger RNA from Salvelinus sp. IW2-2015, 4283 nucleotides. Its product is annotated as golgin subfamily A member 2. Gene Ontology annotation, molecular function: protein binding. Lineage: Eukaryota; Metazoa; Chordata; Actinopteri; Salmoniformes; Salmonidae. Gene Ontology annotation, biological process: Golgi organization. The record is from RefSeq and is a predicted model, not a curated record. Gene Ontology annotation, cellular component: Golgi cis cisterna; cis-Golgi network; Golgi apparatus.